Cavia porcellus (domestic guinea pig) is the source of this 2672-nucleotide messenger RNA. It is a transcript of the gene Zic2, whose product is annotated as Zic family member 2. Gene Ontology annotation, molecular function: RNA polymerase II cis-regulatory region sequence-specific DNA binding; DNA-binding transcription factor activity, RNA polymerase II-specific. Gene Ontology annotation, cellular component: nucleus. Gene Ontology annotation, biological process: regulation of transcription by RNA polymerase II. NCBI's taxonomy places the organism in Eukaryota, Metazoa, Chordata, Mammalia, Rodentia, Caviidae. The coding region runs from base 11 to 1582 and encodes 523 amino acids. The record is from RefSeq and is a predicted model, not a curated record. The transcript has 3 exons.
CGCGCUGGCCAUGCUUCUGGACGCCGGGCCGCAGUUCCCGGCCAUCGGGGUGGGCAGCUUCGCGCGCCACCAUCAUCAUUCGGCCGCCGCGGCAGCUGCGGCGGCCGCGGAAAUGCAAGACCGAGAACUGAGCCUGGCAGCGGCACAGAACGGCUUCGUAGACUCAGCCGCUGCGCACAUGGGAGCCUUCAAGCUCAACCCCGGCGCGCACGAGUUGUCCCCUGGCCAGAGCUCUGCAUUCACGUCGCAGGGCCCCGGCGCCUACCCGGGUUCCGCUGCGGCCGCCGCUGCAGCAGCAGCGCUCGGGCCCCACGCGGCGCACGUUGGCUCCUACUCUGGGCCUCCCUUCAACUCUACCCGAGACUUCCUAUUCCGCAGCCGUGGCUUCGGGGACUCCGCGCCGGGCGGCGGGCAACAUGGGCUCUUCGGACCAGGCGCGGGCAGUCUUCACCACGCGCACUCGGACGCGCAGGGCCACCUCCUCUUCCCUGGUCUCCCAGAGCAGCAUGGGCCUCACGGCUCGCAGAAUGUGCUCAAUGGGCAGAUGCGCCUCGGGCUGCCUGGCGAGGUGUUCGGGCGCUCAGAGCAAUACCGCCAGGUGGCCAGCCCGAGGACCGACCCCUACUCGGCCGCUCAGCUCCACAACCAGUACGGCCCCAUGAAUAUGAACAUGGGUAUGAACAUGGCAGCUGCCGCGGCCCACCACCACCAUCACCACCACCACCCCGGUGCCUUUUUCCGCUACAUGCGGCAGCAGUGCAUCAAGCAAGAGCUCAUCUGCAAGUGGAUCGACCCCGAGCAGCUGAGCAACCCCAAGAAGAGCUGCAACAAAACUUUCAGCACUAUGCACGAGCUGGUGACCCACGUAUCCGUGGAGCACGUUGGGGGCCCGGAACAGAGCAACCACGUCUGUUUCUGGGAGGAGUGUCCGCGCGAGGGCAAGCCCUUCAAGGCCAAAUACAAACUGGUCAACCACAUCCGCGUGCAUACGGGAGAGAAACCUUUUCCCUGCCCCUUCCCGGGCUGCGGCAAGGUCUUCGCGCGCUCUGAGAACCUCAAGAUCCACAAAAGGACCCACACAGGGGAGAAGCCUUUCCAGUGUGAGUUCGAGGGCUGCGACCGGCGUUUCGCCAACAGCAGCGACAGGAAGAAGCACAUGCACGUCCACACCUCCGAUAAGCCGUAUCUCUGCAAGAUGUGCGAUAAGUCCUACACCCACCCGAGCUCCCUGCGCAAGCACAUGAAGGUCCAUGAGUCCUCCCCGCAGGGCUCCGAGUCUUCCCCGGCCGCCAGCUCUGGCUAUGAGUCGUCCACUCCCCCGGGGCUGGUGUCCCCCAGCGCCGAGCCCCAGAGCAGCUCCAACCUGUCGCCGGCGGCGGCGGCGGCAGCGGCGGCGGCGGCGGCAGCGGUGUCUGCGGUACACCGGGGCGGAGGCUCCGGCGGCGGCUCCGGUGGUGGCUCCGGCAGCAGCGGGGGCGGCGGCGGGGCGGGCGGCGGGGGCGGCGGCAGCUCUGGCGCGGGCAGCGGGACAGCUGGGGCCCACAGCGGCCUCUCCUCCAACUUCAAUGAAUGGUACGUGUGAGUGCCCGGGGCCUCUCUCCCUGUCCCAGUCCCUGUCCCUAGCCCAGGCGCUGUGCCCAGGGUGUACCUUGUGAUCGUGUUGUUAAAAUGUGAUUUUUAUGAUGAUGAAAAUGAUUUUACCAGCUGAAGGAUUUUUAAAAAGUUUUUUUUUUCUUUUUUUAAAGAAACAAAUCUAGGCAUGAAAGAAAAAAAAAUCUCUUAUGGAGUCUUUGAAGCUGAACAUAUAAAAAUAUGAAAUAAAAAUGAAAGAAUAAAAACAUACAAAUAUUCAACCAAACCCUCCUGCCAAACCCCCAUUCUUACUGUCCUUCCCACUUGGUCCUGAGUCUUCUGACAAACUGUACAUAGUGGACUCCUUCCUCCUCCGAGGUGAUUUUUAAUGGGUUCUUGGUGUAUAGAAGUUUGUCCAUUUGUAAACUCCGGAUUUCGUUCCUUCCUCCCUUUCCCUUUCCUUCCCUUCCCCAAGUGAUGGGCUUUUUCUUUCCUUUCCUUUCCUUUUUUUUUUUUUUUAAAGCUUAUCUGGUUUCUUUUUUAAGUAAUGUGGAAGAAAAUGGUUUAUUUUGUACUGUGGUAUUGAAUAUUGUGUUCCUUUUUAUAAGCCAACUUGAUUGUAAACUUCAUGCAACUAUAGACUGGGGGGAAAAAAGCAAGCCGUGCCAAAGUCUCCCUUCUGUUUCUUCAACACACCACCCCAUCGCACACACCACCAACAAUGCUUGUGAAUGUAUUUUUCUGUUAGCUGGGUUUACAUGUGAUGUUUUAGUGCUUUUGCAAGUUCAGUUUGUUAGUUCCUGUAUGAAAGAUUGUGGGGGAAAAAAUAAACGUCGUGCCGUUAGCUUUUUCCGUAAUAACACCCUUCCUUCUGUAAAUACCCGUUACCAUAUUUAUCCAUUUGUAAUUAAAUUAUGGUAUUAACUUGCUACAGAGGAAACAAUAUUUAUAAAGAAUGUUUCUUAACUAUAAAUAUGUACAAUUGUGGGCAUAAACUUGUUCAGAUUUUUUAUUUGAAGGUUUUAAGUGGUUUGAUCAUUCUUGUGAUAUGUUUUGAGAGUAAUGCAUACAGAAAUAUAAUAAAAUGUGUUGAAACUGCA